CCAUACGAUUAGUCGUAGUGUAGUCGCCAGUCGGUCAGCGGCUAUGUUAAGUGCUCAACGUUGUAACUUUACUAAGGAUUUCAGUUAACAUUAUUUACUAUUAUAAUUUAUAUUAUGUAUCGUGCGUAAAUAAUCAACCAUUGUCUCGUUUUAACCUGAUAUCGCUAUAAUGGCUUCGUCGAGUUCAUCGUCGCCGUUGGAAGACUUGGAAACUCAGUUGGAAAUGUUUGUAGAAAAUGUGCGGCAAAUACGAAUCAUAGUGGCCGAUUUUCAACCCCAAGGGCAGACCGUUCUAAAUCAAAAAAUUCAAAAUGCCGUCAGUGGUUUACAAGAAAUUAAUAAACUGAAAUCCAAUGUACAAGACAUUCAUGUGCCUUUGGAAGUAUUUGAGUACAUUGAUAGAGGACGUAAUCCUCAGCUUUAUACCAAAGACUGUAUUGAGAAAGCCUUACAUAAAAAUGAACAGGUCAAAGGAAAAAUUGAUGCUUUAAAAAAAUUCAAAGCCAAUGUACUCACAGACUUGGGGCAAACAUUCCCUAAUGAACUUAAUAAGUAUAGAGCAUUGCGUAGCAAUUGUUAUGGAGGACCAAAUUCUCAACAGCAACAGCAAAACUUACUUGGAGGAUCAAGUUUAUCAAUUCAACAACAGCAGCAACAACUAAACAACGCUUCUUCCUUGUCAUCUGCAUCUUCUUGCUUAACUAACUCUCAACAGCAAUCAAUUUCUCCAAAUAUUACGUCAUUAUUAGGCUGUGAUGGCGUAUCCACUGUAUCUGCUGGCAGUAACAGUAACAAUAUUGGGGGCCCUCCAGGUACCUAGUAUUAAAUGUUUGUACCUUUUAAACUAUGUAUUGUAAUUAAUAAUUUCAAGAUUUGAGAUCUUAAAUUGUGUUUUUGUGAAUUAUAAAACUUACUCAUUAAUUAUUUUUUACCAAUAAUGUUGGUAAAAAUAAUAAUGAGUAGGGAAUAAUAUUGAUAAAUUUAGUAUUUUUUAUAUCAAUCUUAAUUUCUUAACUUUUUCAUAGAUAUUAAUUAGUUUAAUUGAAUAACUAUUAUAGAUUAACAAUGUAUAAAUUGUAUUGUAUCACAUUUUUCUUCUUAUUACUUUAAGAUUAUUUAAACAUUAUUCUAAUUAGUGAUAAUUAUAAUUGAAUUGUUGUAAACAUAACACAACUAUAUAAAUUAUUAUUAUUUUAUU
This is a messenger RNA of Rhopalosiphum maidis (corn leaf aphid), 1198 nucleotides long. RefSeq names its product mediator of RNA polymerase II transcription subunit 10 (gene MED10). The coding region runs from base 170 to 820 and encodes 216 amino acids. Gene Ontology annotation, cellular component: chromatin; mediator complex. The transcript has 4 exons. The record is from RefSeq and is a predicted model, not a curated record. NCBI's taxonomy places the organism in Eukaryota, Metazoa, Arthropoda, Insecta, Hemiptera, Aphididae. Gene Ontology annotation, molecular function: transcription coregulator activity. Gene Ontology annotation, biological process: positive regulation of transcription by RNA polymerase II.